AAGGUGGAUAUCGAGGAGCCCGACCUCUACAUCCCGGUGAUGUCGUUCACCACGUACAUUCUAGUCUACGGCGUGCAGCGGGGGAUCAUGAGCGAUUUCAAGCCAGAGGUUUUGUCCUCGUCGUUCUCCUUUGCGCUCACGCUGCUGGUGCUGGAGGUCGCCCUGGCCAAAGGCGGCUUCUACCUCGCAGGCUGCGGGAUCUCGAUCCUCGACAUAACAGGUAACUGCAGCUGCAAGUAUGUGCACACCGUGCUGAUGGUGCUGAUCAGAAUACUCAUUGGCGACAGCAACGUCUACUACAUUUUCUUCUGCUACCUGGCUGCCUGCGCUGGGUUCGCGACCUUUCGAUUCAUGAUGCGACAGGAUCCCAACGGGACGCAGGCGCAGUAUGGCAUGCAGCCCAGCAACCUGCACAAGCACUUCGCCAUUGGCAUCGCUGUGGCGCAGCUCCCGCUCUGCUGGCUCCUCACGCCCUCGGCCGCGUCCAAGGCGAUCGCGGCCGCGGCCUAGGGCUUGGCCCCGUGCGAGGCGCCGUGCGGCGGAGGCUCCGCGGGCGAGUGGAGGUGCUCGCGCUGCUCGGAGGCGUGCCGCGCUCCUGAGGUGGCGGCCUGGUGGCUGGCCUUGGCCAUCUUCGAGGCGGGCGUCAGAAAGGCGCGCGAGGAGGCACCCCGGCCUCCCCCGCGGGGCGUCCCUGGUCGCCCCCCCCGAGGACGGCGCCAGCGCUGCGCCGCAGGGUUGGCGGCGGCAGGAUGCUGGGGUGGUGGCGGCGGAAGCGGCCUGGCCGCACCUCCCCCCUCUCCCUCGCCCUCGCCUCUCGGGUGGCUACGUGGCUGACCUGGCGCUGGGGCCUGGCCUCCCAGAGGGGCGCGGCCCCUUUCGCCUCCUGCUUGGCCGGCGGCCCUCCCGCAGCUGGUUUCGUAGGCCGCCCGUGGCAGGCACUUCACCUGGCCGCGGCGGCCGCUUUCGCUGCUAUUUUUUGGCUAUGUGCCAAUUGCAUGCCGACAGAGGCAACGCCACAGGCGCUUGCGCCCAGCGCGCCCAUCGCUAUUGCAGCCUCCGCCUGAGGCCGCUUCAUUUCGCGCCUCGGGACAUUGUGGUGGACAUUGAGCAGGUAUGGUGUG
Prorocentrum cordatum is the source of this 1121-nucleotide messenger RNA. NCBI's taxonomy places the organism in Eukaryota, Dinophyceae, Prorocentrales, Prorocentraceae. The record is from the annotation of a GenBank genome assembly.